Messenger RNA from Beta vulgaris subsp. vulgaris (sugar beet), 1650 nucleotides. Its product is annotated as pumilio homolog 12. The transcript is spliced from 4 exons. Gene Ontology annotation, molecular function: mRNA binding. Lineage: Eukaryota; Viridiplantae; Streptophyta; Magnoliopsida; Caryophyllales; Amaranthaceae. Gene Ontology annotation, cellular component: cytoplasm. Gene Ontology annotation, biological process: post-transcriptional regulation of gene expression. Bases 1 to 1650 code for a protein of 549 amino acids. The record is from RefSeq and is a predicted model, not a curated record.
AUGGAUGACGACCGUAAAAAACGAUGGUCCUUCAACCAUCAUCUCCCAUCCAACCCUCCUCUUUCUUCCACUUCCUCCACCCAAACCACCGAUCAUCCUCCUUUUCUCUCUCCUCCAUACACCCAAUCCUUAGAAAAUCAAUUAUCUCAUCUUUCUUUAUUAGGUUCGGGUUCAGCUUCCCUAAACCCUAACCUACCACGCACUGUUAAUAAUAAUAAUAACAAUCUUGAUAAUCUUCAACACCCUUCUUACCCUCACCCUCGCACUCCUUUUGAUUUGGAUACAUUCCGACCUUAUUACGCCGGUGCUAGUACUCAAAUACCAGCUAGUUUUUUGGCUGCGUUCUCUUCAUCGUCAUCUUCGUCGUCGUCUAAUCAACCGAACCUCAAUAACUACUAUGGUUCGGGUUCGGGUUCGGGUGCGGGUUCGGGUGCGGGUUACAAUUAUAAUGAUAUGAAUCAUUCUAGUAUUCUUCUACGUAACGGGUUUACCGGGUUUAACGGAUUUCGAUCAAGUUUGAGUGAUGAUCUUGAGUUACGUAGAUCAUACCUUGAGCAUAUUAGUAAUGUUGUGAAUAAUCUGUUGUGUAAUGGGUAUAUGAAUGAUCAUAAUCAUCAUAAUCAUAGUUAUAGUUCAAAUAGUAUUAAUUAUAAUAAUAACAAGAAGAGGAUGGUUAGAAGUCGGGGUUAUAACAGUAAUUAUCGUAGUGGUAGUGGUGUUGUAACGACUCCAGUAAAUUUGUUUUAUGAUCCGACUUCUUGGGAAGAAAUCAAGGGGAGAGUUGUUGAUUAUGUGAAAGAUAAGAGUUUAAGUCAAUUAUUGAUUAGGAAGUUUGAGUCUGGGAAAAUGGAAGGGAUUAAGAUGGUUGUUUCUGAGAUUAAAGAGGGUAUUAGUGAGGUUUUGUUUAAUGCAAAUGGAAGUCAAUUCUUUCAAAAACUGUUGGAUUUUCUUGAUCAACAAGAUAUUGUUGAAUUAUUGAAGGGUGUAAUGGCUAAUCAGCGCGAAUUCGUUGAUAUAUGCUUUGAUUGUCACGGGACUAGAGCAGUGCAGAAAUUGCUGCAAACUGUGGAUGCGAAUAACCGGGAGGUUAGGAUGGUGGUGUUGAAUGCAAUAAGGGGAGUUGGAGUGACUUUAACCAAAAAUCUGAAUAGUUAUCAUGUUUUUGAUGAGCUCUUAAAAGCUUUCCAACAAGCUUCUGAAGUUAUUUUCCCUCUCCUUGGUGAAAUUGCAGAUCACACUGUAAACAUAGCAGUGGACAAAAGUGGGUGUUGUGCACUGCAAAACUGUAUAGAACAUGGUAGAGGACCCGAACGUGAUCGUAUUAUUUAUGAGAUCAUAGCUCAUGCUGCAGAAUUAUCUGAAGAUGCUUAUGGGAACUAUGUUGUGCAAUAUGUAGUUGGGAUGAAAACUGAUCCUCAUGCUAGAGUCGAAGUCUUUAGGAUUCUGAUGGGGAAAUUUGUAUAUUUGAGUAAAAGCAAGUUUGGCAGCCAUGUCGUUGAGAAAUGCUUAAAAGAAGCUGAUGAUGAACAUUUCAACCUUAUCAUUGGAGAAAUUAUUGAAGAUCCUAGAGUGUUUUUGGAGAUUGUCCAGCAUCCUAUGGGUAAUUUUGUGGCUCAGACUGCGUUAGAAAGAUCCCAGGUGAGAGCCUGA